Messenger RNA from Phytophthora sojae, 1059 nucleotides. RefSeq lists its product as hypothetical. The annotation marks the transcript as partial. The record is from RefSeq and is a predicted model, not a curated record. NCBI's taxonomy places the organism in Eukaryota, Oomycota, Peronosporomycetes, Peronosporales, Peronosporaceae. The transcript has a single exon.
AUGAGCGAGGCAAUGCUGUGGAAACUCCGUGCAUCAAAGAUGGAGGCUUAUGUGCGCUCUGCAAUGUUGCAGAACGACACGUUUGAAGACACGAUUCGACAGCUCGAGUUAGGCUUGAGCAGAGUGAAAGAGGAGCUGACGUCAAGGCUCGCUCGUGAGGCACAAUUGGUGGCAAAGCUGGGAGCUCUUAAGUCCGAGUUAGCAACCACGAAGGAGCAAGCUGCUUCUCUAGCGGAGAAGUAUCAGGUGGCAAAUGCUGAGCUAGAGAAGCGUCAAGGUGAAGCUACAAACCGAGGAGAUGAAACACAGCGAGCUCGCAUGGCUGUUCAGCGAAAGGCGGAGCUCUUAACGCAGCAAAAAUCCAAGGUGGCGUCGCUUCAGCAGGAGCUGGAGCAAGCUGCCAAGAAAGUUGAGAGGCUUGGGGCUGUUGAAAAGCAGGCGGCUCUGCUCCAGCAGAAGGCGAAGGAGCACACGCAGCAGUUGCUGCACGCUCGUCAAAGCUACGAGAGCUGUCGCGAUGACAACGUUCAGCUGUCAUUUCAUCUUGAAAAGCUGAAAGAACGUCAUGCUGGCGUAGUAGCUCGACUGAAGGCUGCGCGCGCGGAGAACGCGCAACUGCGAGCGCAACGCACUGACCUCAAGAAUAACGCAACACUACAAGGCGAUAUCGACGGAGGUGGAAGGGGGAAUUCCCACCGUGCAAACCAAGGGGAAGCCAACGCUGUCUCUAUCGCUUCUCUUACUGAAGAAGCUCGCGCACUUAAACGGCGCGUGCUCCAGAAGCAAGACGUGAUCGUUAGCUACAAGUCGAAGGUCGCAGAGUAUGAAGCGCAGUUGGAGCGUCAGAGGGAGACGAUGGUGAAGCUAGCUCGUACCAAUCGUGAGCUGCAGCAAGGACAACGGCAGCGACAGCAACAAGAACUCGAGUUUACUUCGGCUCUUCAAACGAAGCUAGAGGGCCAACUCGAAGUCAAGCAAGAGCAGCUCGAUGGUCUGCGCGCUUCCGUCUACGAUUCAUUCGAGGCUUUCGUGUUCUGUCGGACCUCAUCUUCGUCAAGU